CAGAGCGGGCCCGGGCGGGGCCAUGGGCCAGGUGCUGCCUGUCUUCGCCCACUGCAAAGAAGCACCAUCCACUGCCUCUUCCACCCCUGACUCCACAGAUGGUGGCAACGACGAUUCGGAUUUCCGGGAGCUGCACACUGCUCGGGAGUUCUCUGAGGAGGAGGAGGAGGAGACGACGUCGCAGGACUGGGGGACCCCCAGAGAGCUGACCUUCUCCUAUAUCGCCUUCGAAGCCGGGGGCAGCCGCCGAGACUCUGUCCAUCGCCGGCCUCGCCCCUCGGGCCGCUCUGAGGCCCGUGAACCGGGCCCAUCGGGCCUGGGAGACAGUUUGGAGAGCAUCCCCAGCCUGAGCCAGUCUCCGGAGCCUGAACGACGGGCUGCCCAGGAAGGCCCUCCUCAGGCCGAACUGAGGCUCCGUCUGGACCAGCUGGCCUGGGAGUCGGGGCUGGCGGCCUCGGAGGACUCGGCCAGCAGCCCCUCGGAGGAGGAGGACGAAGACGAGGAGGAGGAGGGCGGACCGGAGCCCAGAUUGGCUGGGGAAGACUUGGAAGUACCACGCCUCCCAGCUGAACCCUCGCAGCCUGAGGUCUGUUGGUCCCAUCUCAGCCCACGCCCAGGAAUUUCAGCCCUGCAAACUCACACCCCUUCCCCGCCUCCUUCCCUGGGGUCUCGGGACUCAAACUCUUGGCGGGAGGAGGAAGAUCCGGAAGAGGGGGAGGUGUGGCGAGACGUUGAGCGGGAGCCAAUCACCGGGCAGCGCUUGGACAGCUCGGACCAAUCAGGGAUCACGCUAGAAAUUCAUGUCCUAGUGGCAGAACUACUGUAUUGGCGGGACACAAGGACGUCAGGUGUGGUCUUCACAGGCAUUAUGGUCUCCUUGCUCUGCGUCCUACACUUCAGCAUUGUCUCCGUGGCCUCCCACCUAGCCCUGGCCGUGCUGGCAAUCACCAUCUCUCUCAGGGUUUACCACAAGGCACUUCAGGCUGUGCACCGGGGUGAUGGGGCCAACCCCUUCCAGGCUUACCUGGAUGUGGAUCUGAGCCUGAGCCGGGAGCAGAUAGCCCGCUACACCGAGCAGAUCACAGCUCAAGUGGUUUCUGGGGUGACGCUCCUGAGACACCUGUUCCUAGUGGAGGACCUGGUUGAUUCCCUCAAGUUGGCGCUUCUCUUCUACAUCCUGACCUUUGUGGGAGCCGUUUUCAACGGGUUGACUCUUCUCAUCUUGGGUGUGAUAAGUGCAUUUACCUUCCCUUUGCUGUACCGGCAACACCAGGCCCAGAUUGACCAAUAUGUUGGACUGGUGAACAAUCAGCUGAGUUACAUCAAGGCUAAGAUCUAUUCAAAGAUCCCAGGGACUGGGGCCUCUGCAAGUUCCAAAGCCAAAGCCGAAUGAGCCCCUCUUCCGGCCGGCCCGGGACCCGCCUGCCCACAGCACCCCGGUGCCCUCUUUCAACUACCCUGCCUGCCCCCCUCCCUGCCAGCCUCCCCAGUCCUGGGUCAUACACACAGACGCACACACAUAACACAUACACACACCUUCCAGCUCUGGUGAACCUAGCUAGGGCCUCUCCAUGCUCAAAUACCAAACUCCCUUUCAUCCCUGCUUCGCCCCCCCACCCCCCAUGGCCUUUAGGAUGACAUGCACCCAUCUGGGAGUCUGCAGAUGGUCCCUGGGUGCCUAGAAAGGCCAGAGACUUGUAGUACCCUAGACAGGGCAGCCAUCCCUGAUGCCAGGAACUCACCCAUGUCACUCCCUAUCCCUCCUUCCCUGCUGGGGUGUUGAGUUGUGUGUGGGGGGGUAUCUCCUUGUCUGCCACCCUGUCCCCACCCCUGGGGCAUUUCAUGGGGUUGAGGAAAGAACUGAGCUUGGGUUUACACUUUAAUAAAAAC
Messenger RNA from Vombatus ursinus (common wombat), 1890 nucleotides. RefSeq names its product reticulon-2-like. Lineage: Eukaryota; Metazoa; Chordata; Mammalia; Diprotodontia; Vombatidae. The record is from RefSeq and is a predicted model, not a curated record. The transcript has 10 exons. Bases 23 to 1393 code for a protein of 456 amino acids.